Molecule: messenger RNA, 1773 nt
Organism: Lachnellula hyalina
Lineage: Eukaryota; Fungi; Ascomycota; Leotiomycetes; Helotiales; Lachnaceae
Gene: ubp6
Product: Ubiquitin carboxyl-terminal hydrolase
Exons: 2
Coding region: 1-1773 (590 amino acids)
Biological process (GO): regulation of proteasomal protein catabolic process; proteasome-mediated ubiquitin-dependent protein catabolic process; protein deubiquitination
Molecular function (GO): proteasome binding; protein binding; cysteine-type deubiquitinase activity
Source: RefSeq, a predicted model, not a curated record
AUGGCAUCGAUACCAGUUAUCGUGAAGCAUCAAGGGAAGAAGUACAAUGUCGAACUGGAUCCCUCGUCCGUCGGCGAAGUCUUCAAGUUCCAGCUGUAUUCUUUGACGGGCGUAGAGCCAGACCGACAAAAGAUUCUGGUGAAAGGUGGCCAGCUUAAGGAUGACACAGAUCUUUCCAAGUUGGGCGCGAAGCCUGGACAAACUUUCAUGAUGAUGGGAACACCGGCUGAAGGUGGUGGCGAACUCAGCCGACCGAAGGAUGCUAUCAAGUUUGUGGAGGACAUGACAGAAGCAGAAGCCGCUCAACAAGUUGGAGCUACGCCUGCAGGCCUGCAGAACCUAGGAAAUACUUGCUACCUGAACUCGACUCUCCAGACCCUGCGAUCCAUCCCCGAACUUCAAGACCAGCUAUCGACGUACACGCCAGCCCCGCCUGCUCCUGGCCCCCAAGGUAAUACCCUCGGAGAUCUGAGCAUGUUUGGCCUCAGUGGCCUGGGAGCUUCCAUGGAUCUCACGGCUUCAUUACGCGAUCUUUACAAGCAGAUGUCUCAGACCCAAGAGGGUUUCCCACCUCUCGUUUUCCUCAAUGCCCUCCGAACGGCCUUUCCCCAAUUCGCCGAGAAGGCAAAAUCUGGCCACGGUUACGCACAGCAAGAUGCGGAGGAGGCAUGGUCGCAAAUCGUCGCACACCUGCGCCAAAAGUUAAAGAUCAAGGACUCCUCCAGCUCCUCCGAGGGAGAACCUAAGGAGGUUCCCUUCGUUGAUAAAUACUUGACUGGAACUUUUAAAUCAACAACUGAAUGUGAUGAACAAGCCGCGAGGGAUGCUGGCGAGGAACCCACGACGAGUGAGGAUGUGUUUCUGAAGCUAGAUUGCCAUAUCAGCGGUUCGACCAACCACUUGAGAGACGGCAUAUUGGCUGGUUUGUCAGAGCAGAUUGAGAAGACAUCCCCAACAUUGGGUCGCGAUGCAGUAUACACGAAGAAAUCACGCAUCUCACGGUUGCCAAAAUAUCUCACAGUACACUUUGUACGAUUCUUCUGGAAGCGCGAGGCCCAGAAGAAAGCCAAAAUUAUGCGCAAGGUCACAUUCCCACACGAAUUGGACGUCGUUGAGUUCUGCACGGAUGAACUGAGAAAGAUGUUGAUCCCAGUCCGAGACAAGGUUCGUGAGGUCCGAAAGGACGAGGAAGAUGUCGAGCGAGCCCGCAAGCGCCAGAAGCGUAUUCACGACAAGCAGGUGGCUGACGAAGCUGCCGGAAUUGUCGACUCAGUAUCUGAAUCGAAGAAGGCCGAUGAGAAGAAAGAAGCAGCCGACAAAAAAAAGAAGGAUGGCAAGGCAAGUGGAAGCGGCGGAGAUACCGAGAUGGAGGACGUCGUCUACAAGACUGACGCUGAGGUUGACGCUGAGCGGGCCGCUGCUAUUCUAGAAGCUAAGAAGGAGCUACAUGCUUUGAUCAACCCCCACCUCCUGAAUGAUGAGGGCGCCAACAAGUCUGGUCUCUACGAGCUCCGCGGUCUCGUCACUCAUCAGGGUGCCAGCGCCGACAGCGGACACUAUACGUCCUAUGUCAAGAAACAAGGUCCACUUGAUCCAAAGACCGGCAAGAGGGGCGAGGAAGAUGGCAAUUGGUGGUGGUUCAACGACGACAAGGUCUCAGAGGUUGAGGCAGACAAGAUCAACACGCUAAGUGGAGGUGGCGAGUCGCACUCAGCGCUCAUCUUGCUUUACCGUGCUAUUGCUCUGCCAACUGCUGAGGGUAUUGAUGAGUGA